Physella acuta is the source of this 819-nucleotide messenger RNA. RefSeq lists its product as uncharacterized. Gene Ontology annotation, biological process: cell differentiation; multicellular organism development. Gene Ontology annotation, cellular component: extracellular region. Lineage: Eukaryota; Metazoa; Mollusca; Gastropoda; Physidae. The record is from RefSeq and is a predicted model, not a curated record. Gene Ontology annotation, molecular function: protein binding.
AAACUGCUCACGGUGGUCUGUCGGAGUUGUACAAGUGCAAGACUUUUACACUGGUUUGACAAAUGGCGUCUAAAAUGGUUUUAGCGUUUAUUGCUGUAGCGUGUCUGGUAUUCUGUGAGGUCGCUGCCCGAGAGGGUGAAGGGGGUGGCAGAAGUGGGCAUGAGGAGAAAGAGAGGCAGAGGUGCCCCUCUCGCUGCCCUAAAAUCUUGAGACCUGUGUGUGGCAGUGACGGGGUGACCUACAACAACGAAUGUCUCCUACAGGCGGCCAACUGCGGCAGGUCAAGGAGAAACAGGGUCAAGGUGACCUCAUCUGGACCCUGUCAGGCCCCAGCUGGUGGACUGGGUAAUGCAGCAAAUGAUGCACCAACGGAUGCGCCAACGAAUGCACCAACAAAUGCACCAACGAAUGCACCGACUAACGCAUCGACUAAUGCAGCAACUGAUGCACCAACCGAUGCACCAACCGAUGCACCAACUGAAGCAGCAACAACUCAAGCUCCCACUAGCCCGUGAGGGGAUGCACCAUAUCCCCACAACUGCUUCAGAUUAAAAAAAUGUAAUAAUCAAUUCUAAACUAUCUAGCUCACUUAUUUGUUGAAAUUAGUUUCAGAAAAAUAAAACGUACGCAAAAUUUAAAAUAUUUUCUAUAACCUUCUAUAACCUUCCUUACAUAGAAUGAUGACAAUAGACAACGAUUAAGCUUCCUUCUUCAAUCGCAACCCCUUCAGAUAAAAACAAAAUCAAUUUUAAAAAAUGUGAUAUUCAAUACUGAAAUGAUACAUAUUUAUUCAAACUAUUGUCUGAAAUAAAACUACAA